AUAAGAAGUAAUUUCUGUGGCACUUUUUUGAAAAAGAAGCUCAGAAGUUGGGACCCAUCAUAAAUAGCUAGACCUACCGAGGCCUAAACAAAAUAAUUACAAAAUAGAGGACUAAUAAAUCUCUUUUAACUUUUUUUUGGAGCCAACGCUUCUUUUGCUUUUGAAAACCCUCCCCUCUCUCUAUCUCACUCUCGCUUUCUCACACUGCGCUUCAAUGAGCUAAUAUUUCCAAGUUCCUCUGGAUUUCUCAUAUAUGUCUUUACUCCAGAUGGUUCAACAAACGAUUGAUUCAAAAUCUGGUGAGCAUGGGCUUGGCAAUGCUGACAAUAACUUGUCCAUACACGAUAAGCACUUUCCACUUGUUGUAAAGAAGACAGCAUUAAGAGAUGUGCAGAAUGAAAACAGAAUUCCCAAAUCUGUUGGAAAUUCUCCUUCAUCAAAGGAUGGAGGAAAGACUAUGAAUGGCAUUAAGGUUUCUGGAGCCAAGAGACCAUCAUCUGAGGACCUGAUGUACCGUCCGGUUCCAUGCUAUGAAUCUUCUACUAGUGGCGCUCCAAAUUUUCGUCUUGUUUAUGCACGUGGGAAAUCUGAAGCAGAAGUCGGCAAGCGUAGUCAUCCAGAGGAGACUGCUCAACCAAAGCGUCCCCAGAUAGAGUCAACGGUCUCUACUUUUCCAGCUUUGGUACCUAUGCCCGUGGCUCCACCAAUAAUUUCAUCUGGAAAACCUUCAGUUCCUCUUCCUCUUGGACAGUCUAGCACGUUUUCACCAGCAGAAUCCAGUUAUCUUCCUGUUGGUUCUAUUGUCCCUUCAUCUAAUCCAAAGGGAGAGAAAAAUAUGCAUUGGGAAGAGCGGUAUCAUCAAUUGCAGAUUUCAUUGAAGAAAUCGGAUGAAUCUGAUCUAGACGAAUACGUCCAGAUGCUCCAGUCAGCUUCCUCAGUUGAGCUUAGCAAGCAUGCUAUUGAGGUAGAAAAGAGAUCAAUUCAACUUUCACUGGAGGAAGCAAAGGAGGUGCAACGAGUUGCGAUUUUAAAUUUCCUGGGGAAAUCCUUGAAGAAUUUUAAAGCACCCUCAGCUCAUCAAAGCCAGUCAGAGAAAUAAGAGGACGUUUGAAUACCUUGCUCUGUUAUAUACUCUUGACUAAAGAAGGGUAAAAAAAGAAGAAAAAAGAAAACCUGCCUGCGCUUAUUUUGACUCGACUGCAGUGGCCGUCCCCCUGCUAGACUGCCAAUAUUCGCCGUAAUAUUGCACUUGCAGCACCAUCCAUUCUUUAAUCUCUAGUCCCAAAAUAUAUUGACGUAACUGAAUCCGAACCGUGUUGUAAUAUUCUGUCAGUAAUGUUCAUUUUUAUCCUUUUGUUUUU
Molecule: messenger RNA, 1361 nt
Organism: Populus trichocarpa (black cottonwood)
Lineage: Eukaryota; Viridiplantae; Streptophyta; Magnoliopsida; Malpighiales; Salicaceae
Exons: 4
Coding region: 254-1099 (281 amino acids)
Source: RefSeq, a predicted model, not a curated record